AUGGCCUACGACGGCAGACACGGAGACGGCGUCACCGCCACUGACUGCGACGCCCAUCAGCACCGCCGCAAUCUCAAACGAGCAAGAGACUCAAGUGAAAAUCUAGACUCAAUCAGCUCUUUGCCCGAUGUGCUUAUCCAACAAAUCCUCUCCUUUCUCCCGACUAAAAUAGCCAUGCGCACUUCGGUCUUGUCCAGACGAUGGAGGCAUGUAUGGCCCAAUACACCUUCCUUGUCCUUUGAUUUUAUAGGACUUCGUAAUAUACGGAAUCCGGCUGAUUUCAUAAACGAAACCCUAUCUCGCUACACGGCUCGUAAGAUGAUGAGAUUUCACCUCGAUUCCUACCACGUGAGGGACUGUCCUCCUCACGACAUGAACCAGUGGAUCGAGUUCGCCAUGUCCCGAAACGCUGAGAAUCUGUCGUUAUAUUUAUCUUACACCAAUUCCCAUGGGUGCAUUCCUCAUUCUUUCUACGCCAAUUCUUCUCUCAAGCAACUCAAGCUAAGAUCAUGUAACUAUCUGGUUACAAGAUGCUCGGUGUCUUGGACAUCAUUGAAGAAACUUUCAUUGCAUUAUUGCAAUAUCUCUGAAGAAUCCUUUGCCAAGAUUUUAUGUGGUUGUCCGAUCCUCAAAAUAUUAAAAUUGUAUUGCCCUACUCAACCAAGGGUUCUUGAUCUAAGCAAGUCACCGCGUCUGAGAGUUUUAAAAAUCGAGCGUAAGUACGUUUGGGUUACAGGGGCAACACAUAUUGUUGCACCACAUAUACGUUACCUCAGAUUGGCAAACUCUCGGUUACCUUGCACUUUAGUUGAUGUCUCGUCUUUAACUGAAGCUAAACUAGACAUUUUUUUCAGUAGAGUUAAGCAGGAACUCAAAGCUGAUUUUCUUCAAGUCAUGGUGCUAGAAAUACUAGAGAAAUUGAAGAAUGUACAGAAGCUUACUUUUGGGGAAAACUUUCUUAAGAUUUUAUCCCUUGUGGAACUUCGAGGUGUUUCUUUACCGAUAUUCAAGGUUCAGGUUUUGACGCUUAGGACAACUAUCUCCCAGUAUGUAAUUCAUGGGAUAGUAAGGGUGCUACAAAACUCACCUCAACUAAAGAAGCUAACCCUACUAAAUAGUUCGAAACGUGGCCUGAUACCGGUAUGUUCACCUUGA
This is a messenger RNA of Camelina sativa (false flax), 1155 nucleotides long. The record is from RefSeq and is a predicted model, not a curated record. Lineage: Eukaryota; Viridiplantae; Streptophyta; Magnoliopsida; Brassicales; Brassicaceae.